AUGCACCUGGAGCUCAGAGAGCUCUUUGGUGAAGGAGACUUCCCGUCGCGAGGAGGCGACAUGGACGUCUUCUCCGAGCUGCAGAAGAAACACUCGGAGGCGAGAGCCCCCCCCCACCUCUUCCCCACCUUCCACACGCCCAUCCCGAUGGACAUGCGGCACCACGAGGGACGCUACCUCUACGAGCCCCACGCGCUGCACGCCAUGCACGGCCCUGCAGGUCCGGUGAUCUCCGACAUCUCGCUGAUCCGCCUCUCGCCCGCCGCCGUGGCAACGGGCGACGCCCCCUUCAGCCCGCCCCCCCCGUACGCCCACAUGGAGCACUACCUGCGCUCCGUGCACGGCGGCCCCUCCGUUGCCAUGGCGACCGGGGCCCGGGGCCUCAGCCCGGCCCACUUGGCUCACGAGCAUCUCAAGGAGCGCGGGCUCUUCGGCCUCCCUCCUCCUCCUCCUCCUCCUCCUCCUCCUCCUGGUUCGAGUCUGGCUGAGUUCUACCAGCUGAUGGCGAGCCACCGGAGCCCCUACGGAGAGCUGCUCCUGCAGGGGGGGGGGCCCCACCUGGACUACCUGACCCCCCUCGACGGCUCCCGGUUCCCGCCCCCCGGCGCGUGGCCCCGCCCCCACAGGAAGCGCGCCCUGUCGGACGCCGGCCUCGAGCUGCAGGCGAUGAUCCGCUCGUCUCCGAGCUCAUUGGUUGCCUACAUCAACAGCUCUCGCUGCGGCUCGGCGGCCGGCAGCUACGGUCACCUGUCGGUGGGCGGGCUCAGCCCUUCCUUCCCCUUCCCUCACCCCCUCAACCCGAUGGCCUAUCAGCAGCUUCUCUCCCCGCAGCGCGGCCUCAGCGCCUUCGGCCACGCCCCGCCCCUCCUCCAGGCUCCGCCCCCUUUCUCCAGCCUGGGCCCGCCCACCUUGAUCCUCAACGGAGACCUGCAGCCCAAAAGCCUCGGUGGAGACUCGGCAGACAACGGCGACCCCAAGGUCACCAAGAGGUCAAAGGUCAAGACGGAAGCCGAGGGGCUGAGGACGCUGGCCCCCUGUUCACCGGUCCUCCACGGCAGCCUGCUGGACCUGAAGGACGACGUGGACCGGGACCAGUGCAAGCAGGAGCCCGAGGCGGUCUACGAGACCAACUGCCACUGGGCCGGCUGCAGCCGCGAGCACGAGGGGCAGGAGCAGCUGGUGCAGCACAUCAAUAACGACCACAUCCACGGGGAGAAGAAGGAGUUUGUGUGCCGCUGGGAGUCCUGCUCCCGGGACCAGAAGCCCUUCAAGGCCCAGUACAUGCUGGUGGUUCACAUGCGGCGGCACACGGGGGAGAAGCCACACAAGUGCACGUUCGAGGGCUGUCUGAAGGCCUACUCCCGGCUGGAGAACCUUAAAACUCACCUGCGCUCGCACACCGGGGAGAAACCCUACGCCUGCGACUACGAAGGCUGCAACAAGGCCUUCUCCAACGCCUCGGACCGGGCCAAGCACCAGAACCGGACCCACUCCAACGAGAAACCCUACGUCUGUAAGAUCUCCGGUUGCACCAAGCGCUACACGGACCCCAGCUCCCUGAGGAAGCACGUGAAGACGGUCCACGGCCCGGAGGCCCACGUCACCAAGAGGCAGAGGGAGAACGGCGAGAACGAGACGGGGAACCGAGACCGGAUCCACGGGGGGGGGGAGAGGACGGCCCACGGCUCCCCCAGAGGCGAGGGGCACUACCUGCACGCCAAGGCCAUCAAGACGGAGACCUCUGUGAUGCAUCAGUCCAGCCCUGGCGCAUCAUGGAGCAGUGAGCCGUCACCACCUGGCGGCGCCGAUGACCGUGGAGUAGAGAGGCGCACAGCGGGGGAAGCCGGGGACGACCCCCCUAAGGAGUCCUCGGGCGCGGUGACGGGUCUCCUCUUCCGGAAGCAGUUGGGCACCAUGCGCCGCCUGGAGCCUCUGGAGGAGGAGCAGCUGAAGACGGCGAGGGACUCGUGCCGCUGGGCCGGGAACCCGGCGGCCCGGGCCUCGGGCCCAAGCUCCGCCCAUACCGGCUGCCGGUGAGAGGAAAGCGCGCCUUAAACCACGUCUUCCUUUGGUGGAGCCGUCCUCGUGGGUCUGGUCCAACACGCCCUCUGCUCCUCGAGGGUCCCUCCAGAGCAUGGUGCUGGUCCGGUGUCCUCCCUGGUUCUGGUCUGAGCUCCGGGAAAACGACUCUGCUGGAAACCUUUCAGAGACACAGCAGCCAGA
This is a messenger RNA of Pseudoliparis swirei, 2223 nucleotides long. Its product is annotated as zinc finger protein GLI2-like. NCBI's taxonomy places the organism in Eukaryota, Metazoa, Chordata, Actinopteri, Perciformes, Liparidae. The record is from RefSeq and is a predicted model, not a curated record. Gene Ontology annotation, biological process: smoothened signaling pathway; regulation of transcription by RNA polymerase II. Gene Ontology annotation, molecular function: RNA polymerase II cis-regulatory region sequence-specific DNA binding; DNA-binding transcription factor activity, RNA polymerase II-specific. Gene Ontology annotation, cellular component: nucleus.